AGUCCAUCGACGACCCUUAUCACACCAUACGAGUUUCCUUGUAUCUGGAGUUCAAUCAUAUCAAUUAAAGCAUCAAGACACAGGUUGUCUUGAUCUUGUUAUCGUCUGGAGGCAUCUGCCAUCACAUCCGGCAUCAUCUCCUUCCAAUUAGCGACUUUCAAAUACCCAAAAUGCAUAUGCGUCUCGUCACGGUUCUUGCAGCCUUGACUGCCUUCUCCGCAACAGGUUCUGCGGAUCAAGUUCCCAUAGAGCCAGCAAAGAAAGACCUCAGUAUCCCGCCCAUCGGUUUAGGAUUAUGGAACUCCAAGGAUAAAGAUGCAUCCAAAGCAGUCGAAUAUGCCUUCAAAGCAGGCUACAUCCACCUCGACUCAGCCGCCGCCUACGGCAACGAAGACUACGUCGGCGAGAGUCUCAGCGCGUCCAAAGCACCAUCCCGCAAAUCAUACUGGGUAACUUCCAAGCUAUGGAACACUGCACACCAGCCCAAACUCGUCGGCGAGGCUCUCAACAAAACCCUCUCCGACCUCUCCAUCCCGUACCUGGAUCUGUACUUGAUGCACUGGCCCGUCGCCUUCUUACCGGACCAAGGUGGCCGCUCCGUAGUCGACCAGGACACCACUAUCCUCGACACGUGGCGGGCAAUGGAAGAUCUCGUCCGCGCUAACUUGACGAAACAUAUCGGCGUGUCCAACUUCAGCCCACGCCAGCUCGACGAGGUUCUCAAGAACUGCGACAUCUGUCCCUACGCGCACGAAUUCGAAACACAUCCUUACCUCCAACAGCAGGAUUUUGUGGACUGGCACCAGAAGAACAACAUCACCGUCAUUGCGUACAGUCCACUCGCCAAUCUCAACCCCACGUACAAAGAUAAGUAUCCUGACAUCGGUUCGAUCUUGGACGAUCAUUUCUGGAAGAAACUCGCCAAGAAGAAGAAUGUCACUGUCGCGCAGGCCAUUUUGGCUUGGGGCAUCCAACGAGGAACCGUGGUGAUCCCGAAGAGCGUGCACGAAGUGAGGAUCAUCGAGAACCUGGGAAGCGUCAACGUGACGUUCUCAAAGAAGGAGAUGAAGAAGAUUCUGGCGCAUGAUAAGAGGGCGAGGUUCAACAACCCCUCAGAGGACUGGGGCGUCAAGCUAUUUGAAGAACUCGAUGAUGGGACAACCCGAUUGAUGUGGGCACAAGACCUAUGAUUUUGGACUCUUUGAAAAUACGAAUUGAAAGGAUUCUCGGGCAGGGAAUCACUCUAGCUGACCGCGUGAACAAU
Messenger RNA from Exophiala viscosa, 1264 nucleotides. Its product is annotated as NADP-dependent oxidoreductase domain-containing protein. The transcript has 2 exons. The coding region runs from base 171 to 1190 and encodes 339 amino acids. NCBI's taxonomy places the organism in Eukaryota, Fungi, Ascomycota, Eurotiomycetes, Chaetothyriales, Herpotrichiellaceae. Gene Ontology annotation, molecular function: aldose reductase (NADPH) activity. Gene Ontology annotation, cellular component: cytosol. The record is from RefSeq and is a predicted model, not a curated record.